AUGGGUAGAGUGAUCAGAAACCAAAGAAAAGGUGCUGGCUCCAUCUUCACCUCUCACACAAGAUUGAGAAAAGGUGCUGCCAAGUUGAGAACGCUUGACUUUGCUGAGAGACAUGGAUACAUCAGAGGUGUCGUUAAGCAGAUCAUUCAUGACCCAGGUAGAGGUGCUCCAUUGGCCAAGGUUGUAUUCAGAGACCCUUACAGAUUCAGAUUGAGAGAGGAAAUGUUCAUUGCCAAUGAAGGUGUUUACACCGGACAGUUUGUUUACUGUGGUAAGAAGGCCUCUUUGAAUGUUGGUAACGUCCUUCCUUUAGGUGCUAUGCCUGAAGGUACUAUCGCUUCUAAUGUCGAGGAGAGAACCGGUGACAGAGGUGCUUUGGGAAGAACUUCUGGUAACUACGUGAUUGUCAUUGGACACAAUAUUGAGGACAAUAAGACUAGAGUUAAAUUGCCAUCUGGUGCCAAGAAGGUCAUCUCUUCUGAUGCCAGAGGUGUCAUUGGUAUCGUUGCCGGUGGUGGUAGAAUUGAUAAACCAAUGUUGAAGGCUGGUAGAGCUUUCCACAAGUACAAAGUUAAGAGAAACUCUUGGCCAAAGACUAGAGGUGUUGCUAUGAACCCCGUUGAUCAUCCUCAUGGUGGUGGUAACCAUCAGCAUAUUGGUGCUCCAUCUACCAUUAGUAGAGGUGCUGUUCCCGGUCAGAAGAUUGGUUUGAUUGCUGCUAGAAGAACCGGUUUACUAAGAGGUUCCAAGGAUAAGGUUGAGGAAUGA
This is a messenger RNA of Brettanomyces nanus, 768 nucleotides long. RefSeq names its product 60S ribosomal protein L2. The coding region runs from base 1 to 768 and encodes 255 amino acids. Gene Ontology annotation, molecular function: structural constituent of ribosome; RNA binding. The transcript has a single exon. Gene Ontology annotation, cellular component: ribosome; cytosolic large ribosomal subunit. The record is from RefSeq and is a predicted model, not a curated record. Gene Ontology annotation, biological process: cytoplasmic translation. Lineage: Eukaryota; Fungi; Ascomycota; Pichiomycetes; Pichiales; Pichiaceae.